UGACUGAGAACUUGUAACCUAUUAAAUGUCCAUUGAAGAUUAACGUUUCCAGUGCUGUUCCUGCAGAAAUCAGGUGAUUCCCAGUCCAACACUAACAGAGCGGGAUCUUAUACACAACAAUCGAAUAAAUGGAAGUUAAAGACAAGCUGAAGAGAUCACAUUCCUUGCACAAUAGGACCCUCAACUAUUCGGAGGCCAAAUCCCUCUACAGAAGGAGCAACUCAGUGUCUGAGUUAGUGGCACGGUAUGAAAAUGUGCGCCAAAAUACCUUAAGGAAGUCGCAGACCAGCGAGCAAACGGGUGUGGGCAGAAUUCUCCCAGAGAGAACAAGUCUGUUAAAGUGGGCAGAGGAAUAUGAGAAGCCCAGGGGGGCGCUGUUCCAAACUAACAGUUUCUUGGGUGAUGACAAUGGUGACAAGAAAGAGAAACGCAAGUCUGAACCGAAAAUAGACAAGAGCAAGGAAAGAGCGGCAUCCGGCAGCUGGCAGGCAGAGGAUCUCUGCAGGGGGACGGCACGGAUGAAGCUGACGGCCGGUGCUGAAAGGCACCAGUAUGAAGCAUUGCUGUCACCCACAAAUCAAAGGAGCCAGAUCAGGGGGGAAUUUCACCAAGCGCAGAAUAGUUUCAUCCCCUCGGUGAAGCAGCGAUCGGAACUAUUUCUCUCCAAGGCAGCUGCUGCGGAAAGCCAAGCCAGAAAUCCCAAGCUGAAAUUUGGGAAGGAAACAGACAUCUACACUUCUCCCCAAAAAAAGAUGGCCGAAAACAUGAUGAAGUUCUCACCUAAAGAUGCUGAAAAGAAGGCAGAAGUGGUGUUACCUCCUCCACCACCUCUUGACUCAACCCAACCCUCAGAAGGACCAGGAAGUCAAGAACAGAGUUUUAUGCCUUUGCCUCCACCCAAAGAAUCAUUCUCAAAAUUCUAUGAGCAGCGGCAAGUGAACGAAUUAAAAAGGCUUUACCGUCACAUGCACCCAGAGCUACGGAAAAACCUGGAGCACACUGUCACCUGCGAUAUGACAAAGCUAUUACAGACAGAUGAACCCACCCAGCAGGCAGCUAUAAAUCAGGAUACUGGUCUGCCUGGGGAGGUGCAGUCUAUGCGCUGGAUCUUUGAGAACUGGAACUUAGAUGCAAUAGGGGAGCAUCAGGGUAGUAAGAAACUCGUAGAUGAAGAGGGUGUCCUUGGUGGCAAUGUGAAAGAUACAUCAAUGUUUUUUAAGGGUCAGCCAAGUGAGGGUGGCCUCCCUGAAUCUUUACCUGGGAAGGAUCAAACAAAAGGUGACGUGAAGACAGCUUUGUGGUUAUUUGAAACACAGUCACUUGACUCCAUGAAUAAAAUAUAUCCCGAGGACACGGAGGUCCAAGAAGCAAUCCUGAAAGAGCCCGUUGAAAGAGGAGACGUGAAAAGCACAAAACAUUUGUUCGAAACCUGCUCCCUAAGUGAAGUGGGUCGCUGCAAUUCAGUAGAAGAAAACAGCAUCCUUCAGCUCAAGUCUGAAAUCCAGGAACUCAAGGGUGACGUCAGGAAAACGGUAAAGUUGUUCCAGACCGAGCCUUUGUGUGCCAUCAGGGAUGAUAAUGGGAACAUUCAUGAAAUAAAGUCUAUAUGCAGAGAAGACACUGAGGCUGACAAUGUCAACAGAACAAGGUGGUUAUUCGAAACUCAGCCCUUGGACAGUAUUCACAAGAACAGCCCAAAAGUUCAGAUUAUUCGAGGGAUUUCCUUGGAAGAAUUAGAAAAGGGAGGCGUUAACGCCAAAAAGUGGAUAUUUGAGACUCAACCACUGGAUACAAUUAAAGAAAACAACGAGGAAGGAAUGUUUCAGGCUUCUUUAGAUUCCCAUGAAGGAGCUGAUUCUAGUUCCUUUGAGAACAGGGAAUGCAGUGGUAACAUUAAUUGUACAGAUAAGGUUCUUCCAGGAGAUGUAAAGUCCACAUUGUGGCUAUUUGAAAGCCAACCCAUGGAAACACUAAAAGGCAAUUUUGAAGUAGGACCAUUAAAGAAGGUUGAGAUGCUGAAUGAAGAAAAAGGAGAUGUGAAACAAAGGAAACACCUUUUUGAAACAUGUUCGCUAGAUAAAAUUUCAGACAAGGAUGAAGAAGCUGUUAGGAACGUAACAGAGAUUUCCAAGGGGGAUGUGACAACUUUCAAGAACCUUUUUGAAACCCUCCCCUUGGAAAGUUUUGAGAAAACGAGUAACGUCACGGUGUCUGAUCAAGAAGACAUACAAGUGGGCAAUGUGAAAGCAAACCAAACUUUAUUUGAGACUGUACCACUUUACGCCAUUGAAGACAGUUUAGGAAAUUUUCACGAAGUUACGUCCAUCAGCCGAGAACAGGUGGAGAGCGCCGAUGUGAGAAACUACAAAUGGAUGUUUGAAACAAAACCAUUAGACCAGUUUAAUGAGAGUCCCCAGAAAGUCGAUAUCAUUCGAGGAAUUACCAAAGAAGAAAUUGUAUCCGGUGAUGUGGGCACCGCAAAGUGGUUGUUUGAGACUCAACCGGUUGAUAUUGUUCAUCAACAGUCAGAUGCCACCGAAAAACACUCAUCAGUCCAGAAGCAAGUGUUACAGAAAGGGGAUGUUAAAAAAUGCAAGUGGCUCUUUGAAACCCAACCCAUUGAUAAGUUAUAUGAUAAGUCAGAGCAAACUAAAGAUACGGAAGCACAAGUCCAAGGUGAUGUGAAGUCUUACACAUGGAUGUUUGAAUCCCAACCUUUAGAUUCAUUCAAAGAUUCCGAGGAACAGUAUAUCAACGUGAAAACAACCUUACAAGAUGCUUGCAAGGGGGUCGAUGUGAAGACCAGCAAACAUCUUUUUGAAACUGAGCCAAUAGAAAACAUUUCCUCCAAAGGUGAAUUCAGAAAGAUCAUCAGAUACUCCAGUACAGUUCAAAUGCCAUCUGGUGAAGUUUCCAGGGUAAAGGAAAUUUUUGAGGCUACCCCUGAUAAAGGUAUUGGGGGGAAAGGGGCGGAUAUUCCCGUAGAAGAAAACAUCCAGAAAGGUUCUGUGAACAAAUUUACGUGGCUUUUCGAAAACCGUCCUCUUGAUUCCAUGUCAGCAAGUACAAAUGGUUUUCAAGAAGUGCCCCCUGAGAAGGAUGUCCAAGGGGGAGAUGUUGUAGGGAAAAGAUUUGUUUUCGAGACAUACUCUUUGGACCAAAUCAAACAAGAAGCCGACGAAACUGAGAUCAAAAAAGUCCAAGAAUCCGUUACCCGAGGGGAUGUUAAAUCCUGUAUGAUGUUGUUUGAAACAAACCCUCUGUAUGCUAUUCAAGACAAAGGAGGAGAAUAUCAUGAAGUCACAUCAGUAAAAAAGGAAGAGGUCCUCAAAGGAGACGUAAGAGGCGCCAAAUGGUUGUUUGAAACCAAACCUCUCGACAAGAUCAAUAAAGAUGAAGAGGUUUUUGUAAUCAGAGCUGUGACGCAAGAAGAUAUCGACAAAGGCUCUGUCACAGCUGCUAGGUGGAGGUUUGAAACAGAACCACUUGAUUCCGUGACUGAGAAAAACAAAUAUACUGGAAAAGAACUUGAAGAUGUACAAAAAGGAGAUGUUCAGUUAAAUAAGCAGCUAUUCGAGUCUCAGCAGCUAAACCAGAAGAAGUACGUUAGGCUUGUGAGCGUUAGUGAUGUCCAAAAGGGAAACGUCAGGACGUCAACUUGGCUGUUUGAAAACCAACCCAUUGAUUCUUUAAAAGGAGAUUCUGAUGAGCAUCCAGGGAUUGUAACAGUACAGCGUGAGGAUAACCAGCGGGGAGAUGUAAAGAGGUGCACCUGGUUAUUUGAGUCUCAGCCUUUAGACAGUCUCAAAGAUACAGACAUUCCUACUGCCCAAGGCCAGGAAGAGAUUCCUCAAGCUAAUGUUAAAAGCACAACAUGGCUGUUCGAAAGCACACCUCUGGAUAAAUUCGAGCGAGCAACCAGUUUUGAACAGACAGAAGUUAAUGUGAAAGAUACUCUAGAAAAAUGCCUGUCCUACAAAAUAAUUGAACAUAAAGGGAUUGCUAUAGAAUCCGUAGAUGAGAGGAGUGUGAAAAUGGUCAAGUAUCAACCCACACAUGCAGGUACAUUAAUCCAAAAGGAGGAGACACUGGGAGGCAACUUGCAAAGAAUACUGUUGCAGCUGCUUCACCGAGCUGAUCUAGAACAACAUGGCAUGCUUGUUGAAGAAAAUAAUAUGGGAGAACUUCAUAGAACCAAUUUGCAACUAAUACAGCGAGAAGGACAAGAGGAAGACAGACAAGUACAGGACAAUGUAUCUAAGGCCCUUCAGAUCUUGUUGAAUGAAGAUGUUCUUGUUAAGACUGGGAUCAUAAUGGAAGAAACUGAAAAGGGCUCCGUGAGAAUUAUUAUCUACUCUGUUUCAAAAUACAUUCAGAGGGAUACAAGUGGCGAAAGUAUUGUCAAGGGGGAUGUAAAAUCAACGAUCGGAAAUCUACUUCAUAACCAGGAAAGAGAGCGUAAAGUUUCAGUGACACGUGAGCAACAUGAGAGGGGCAAUGUCCAACUGUACACUAGCUGUAUCGAGAAGGGAGAUCUUGGUUACUUAAGAAGCCUUCAGGAUGAAUCAGAAAUAGAAGCUCUUAUGCUUUCUCAAAGUGAGGAUGCCAAAGCUUCAACUGAACAAGCAAAGAAGUUCAGUGAGAAAGAUGGAUCUGUACAGGUAGCAGAAGGCCAAAGAUCUACUAUUAAAGGGAAAGAAAGUAUGUGCACAACAUCUAAUCCUGCCAUUCACUGUAUGGAUCCCGGAGCUAAAGGGAUGAAAUGUUGUGUGGCUGCUGAUGGUACACCAUUGAAGCCUACUGAAAUGGCUAGAAAUCAAUGCAUCCUUGAAACAAAUGUUACAAAGAAUGAGGAAAAGGAAGAUAACUGUGCCAGGCAGACAACAUCUACACUUCCACCUGAGGGUGCAAGCAGCAGGGAUCUUCACGCUGCUCUCUUGGACCUUAGACAAGCUACAGCUGAAGCUAAAACUAUCCAAAAGCAAGUGGAAUGCAAGUUUCAGAAAAGCACACAGGAAGUUCAGUCUUGCAGUGAACAAAUCAAAGGGAAGGUGGUGGUUCAGUCCAUGCUGCCAUGUCAGACAGUUGCAACCACAAUGCACUCAUCUCGCAGCAGCACUUCAGUUCAUGAAGCACGGAGGUCUGAAGCAAGCUUUCAAGCAACAACCGCAUCAACCAAAAAGGUCAGUGUUCAGGAGAAGGAAGAGCAGGUUCUACCAUUAUUGGAAACUGGACAGGAAAGGAAAGUGAUCGUUAGCACAGAAAGUAGCAUUAUGGAUGGUGUUGACUCUCCCAAGAAAGCAAAAAGCUAUUUAAACCCUUUUCUCCAUUCUGAUUAUAUGACAGAACCGGUCCAAGCAGACCGAGAGCAGGAUAUUGUCAGGGGAGAUGUAAAGGCAACUAUCAAAGCAUUGCAGAGUGCAUCAUCAGAACAGAGAGACGUAGAAAAGGAAGAAGUCGUAAGGGGUAAUCUAGCAACUGCCCUACAGUCUUUGGAAAGAUCUAAUGUUAAUGUUUCAAAAGGUGACUUUAAAACAGCUAUGAUAUACAGAAAUGCAGGGUUAUCUCAUACAGUGUCUAAAGUCAACACCGAGGAUCAGCAGAUUAGGUGUCAGGCUUCUGUGAAACUGGUGCCACCGUCUGAUAAUGACUUUCCUCCUCCUCCAGCUGCUGUGAUUGAACAAGAACAUUGCCUGCCCAGUAAGAUAGAAGCCAAAAGAGAUGACACUAUGGAGGUGCAAGAGCCUGCUCCUAUAUUCAUGGAUUCUGCUGCUAACAAGGCAAGUGAUACAAUUCUGGAUGAGAAUGCAAACACUUUAGCAACACCUCAACCAUUAAUGACCCAGAGGAAAAAGCCAGUCCCACCACCCAAACCAAAGCAUCUUCUCCCAGGUGCCUGCCCUCCUCCACAUCUUAGGGCUAAGUGCCAGACGAAGUCAACUUCAUCCCAAAAUUCUAGAAGCACAAAUGACUGUUCCUCUAAAAUCACCAUAAGCAAAAUGACUAAUGAACAGUGGCAACAACAAUUCCCAAGUGAGAGCGCCUAUGCCUCUGCAAACAGGAAAGAACAAGAGAGUGAAAUGUUUGCUUGUACAGCCAAUGAGCAACUCAAACCAGAAUUGUGCUUGAACAACAACUGUGAAAGUUCAGAGAUAUCAACAAGUAAAAAUGAUCACGGUCAAGCUAAUGACUUCCAUACUCAAAUACAACCACUAGAGAAUUUAGUAACUGAUACAAUGAGUCAAGGGGUCAAAACUGAGACAAUGUACUGCCAAAACAGUGAGACACACAAUGUUACCCGGAGUAAAAAAGGUGUUACUCUCAUAGAACCUACUCCAAGUCUACACCACAGUGAAAACCAAGAAGUUGUCAUGAGAGUAAAACGUAAAACGGAAACAGAGGAUGAGAAACGCAAAAGGUUAUCCAUCCACAUGGAUGAGAUACUUCGGGGCAAUGUUAGGGCAUCCAUGGACAUUCUGGAAAACAUGAGGAAACAGGAUGAGCUAGAGAGGAUAUUGAACAAAGUCAAGGAACUGGAAGACGAAACCAGCACAGUUGACGCAAGGUCUGUCCAAGGCCUGUUUGAGAGUGUUCCAGACUGGGUCGUGGACAGUGAAGAUGAGCCAAAUUCUACACUGAAGGGGAAAGACGAUGAGAAAGAUGUCAUUUUAGAGUUAUUGAGAGAUGAUACAGAAAGUGUAUCCUCUGUGGAGCUUGCAUUUGAGGAUCUGGAAAAGGCCAGUACCGAAAUUAAAUAUCUGAAAGAGCAGACCUUGGCAAGACUUUUAGACAUUGAAGAGACAAUCAAAAAGGCACUUUACUCUGUUUCGAGUUUAAAGUCUGAAUCUGAUAUCGCUGGACUCACUGGACUGUUCCGUGAAUCGCUGGGUUCCCCAAGCCCGGCCCCAUGUAAUAAUAUCCGGAAAAUCAGCAUUGUUUCAAGUAAAGCAAAGCCAGAGAAGCCAGUGCAUCUCUCAGUACAGAAACCCACAGAGGCCUUCACUAGUCAAGAUGUUACCGAGACAAAAAAGACAGAGCUUAAUACCAGCAAUGUUCCUAGUCGUGCCAUCUCUCCCGCUUCCCCUUCAUUUAUCACUAUCGAGUCUGCUGCCAGGAAGCCACAACAAAACACCAGUUGUGCUUCUUCACCUCCAAAGCCAAAGGCUUUAAACAAUGGACAAACCCCUGAAGAUUCGCUUAGCAAAAGGCCUUAUAGCCCCCAAGAGGCUACCAGCCAGAACAGUCCACUUAACCCACAGCGACAAAAGAGCAUCCUAGAGUUAAAAACAGGGCCAGAGGGUCCAAAACUCAUUGGCACCACCGUAGUGACAGAAAAGUACGAAGAAUGCGAUCAGUUUGGCAACAAGUUAGUACGGUCAAAGACAUCCACAACGGUCACAAAGCAAUCGGACACUCAGAGUUCAUCAACGUAUGAGGUGGUGACCGCUCUACCUCGCUAUGAAGUCACUGCAUCCCCCCGGCUUAAACGACACGUUGAAAACUCCCACGUCAGAGGCAAUGAAACGGGGGUCGUAUUUGUGACAUUUGGCAAUUCAAAGCCAGCAAAGAAAUAAUUUAGCCGUAAGCCAAAGUUCUAUCAGGACUGUCUACCAGCCAGGGACCUGGGUAACAAAUGAAUGAUUCCUUUUGGAAAGAUCUUCCAUUAACAACUGGAAAACAAGGGAGACAAAAUCAUGUUAAACCAAAAUAAGCAUUGGCCUUGCUGCAGCCUGGGUUAUUCCAUUUAUACUAUACUUGAUUUGGAACACAGAUCCAGGGCUUCAUGGCUGUUACCGGAAUAUAAAUGCCAGAACGCCCCGGCUAUACCUAUUUUAAAAAGGUCAUUUGAGGUUAACCUAGCCAAGAUCCUUCUCAUUUCUGUCAUUUCUGCCCUAGCAUUUUGCCCGUAUGCUCGUACCAAGGGGGAAAUCUUAACGUUGUGACACUUUAAAACUACAAUCUGUUUAUAGAACCUUUAUUAAGGGAAAAUGCAAUAGUUUCCAAACUAGACCAGUGAAGAUGUAAUAAAGCAGUUGUGAGUUUCUUAUAUUUGUAUCUCAAGCUUCAGCUGCUUAUAAAUGGCAGAUGGAUUUCAUUGGCUCUGUUGGCAGCCAUAUUUGUUAUCUGUUCAAUAGGGAAUAGCCCCUUAUAUAAAGAUGCACCCAAACUGUAGUUUUUAGAUAUAAAUGAUCUUAUGGUGCUUCCUCGACCUAACAGUUUUCCUACUGCACCCAGCUCACCCAUGCCCAUUGCAAAUUGAUGAUUCCGAAUCAGCCAAUUAGAGCAGGUGAAAUCUACCAAUGACUCACAGCAUGUGUGUGGCUUGCAGUUUGAGAAAACAAGCUUGGUUGAGGUUAAGCAUUAAGAACAGACUUACCAAACAUCCAUUAUAGUUUAUUAAUAUUUCCCUGCUAAGAAGAUGCAGUGCCAUCAGCACCAUCUUCAUUAUGUUAUUUGGUCUUUGACAGAUAUCUGACCUUUUUCACUCAAAACCUUAUUGCCCAUAUAUAUGCCCUUAUAGCCUUGGGGGGGCAAUUGCCACUUGUUUGAUCCCUACGAUCAUAUGUAACUAUAAGCAAGGGGCUGAGCCAACCUCUGACCAAUUGGCCACUUUAGGGAUUAUACAGUAUUUGUUCCUUCCUAGAUUUUUUCCUACAGUUCUAAAUAGGGAGGGCUAAUGGGCUGCACCAUUGUGUUAGUCCCAUGCAUUAGGGCAGAGAUACAGCCUUACACGUCAUUUCUCUCUCAUUAGAAAAGUGCUAAUAUUCCAGAAUUUAUUUAUGAAUUCACAUAUCUUGUUUGUAGAGCUUUUUGCAUUUGAUACCGUACAUUUAUAGAUUUCUUUUUUCUUAUCUUUGUAUAGAAAUAUCUUUUAUCAAAAAACUGUUUUUUAUCUACUAAAUGUCUGCAGUCAUCUCUUACUUUGUACUGUUGUGUAUUAAAUAUAUACAUUUCCAUUAAA
This is a messenger RNA of Xenopus tropicalis (tropical clawed frog), 8962 nucleotides long. It is a transcript of the gene xirp1, whose product is annotated as xin actin binding repeat containing 1. Lineage: Eukaryota; Metazoa; Chordata; Amphibia; Anura; Pipidae. Gene Ontology annotation, biological process: retina layer formation; actin cytoskeleton organization. Gene Ontology annotation, cellular component: adherens junction; desmosome; anchoring junction. The transcript is spliced from 8 exons. The coding region runs from base 129 to 7574 and encodes 2481 amino acids. Gene Ontology annotation, molecular function: actin binding. The record is from RefSeq and is a predicted model, not a curated record.